UAAAGGAGGAGACUCGCGCAUAGUGCAAGUUUACCAAGCAAUCAUAGUGCAAUUGCGGGCAAAGUGACACAUAGCAGACUGAAUGGUAAAAGGUGGUGAAUUCAGGUUUCACGAUUGCCUUCUACAGCGGAAUGUUCACUCGAAGGGGCUAUGGCGACGUCAAGAAAUCUACACAGAAAGUUCUGGACCCAAAGAAGGAUGUUUUAACGCGGCUAAAGCAUCUUCGUUCACUACUAGAUAUCACUGAGAAGAGUGAACUGAAGACAUUCUUUGAAAGCAACUGCUCACAGAUUUAUUUUAUCUUCUAUGAAAAUUUCAUUACACUGGAAAGUAACUUAAAACAAAAAGGGAACAAAUCACAACGGGAGGAGCUGGACUCUAUCCUGUUUAUUUUUGAAAAAAUUCUUCAACUUCUACCCGAAGAAAUCCGCAGUCGAUGGCAGUUUCACAGUAUAGGUUCUAUUCUCAAGAAACUUUUGCACACUGGAAACUCUUUUAAGAUUCGCUGUGAGGGGAUCCGUCUCUUCCUGCUGUGGCUGCAGGCGCUGCAGACUAACUGUGCCGAAGAGCAGCUCCUCAUCUUCGCCUGUCUGGUGCCGGGCUUCCCCGCUGUCUCCUCUUCACGAGGCCCCUGUACACUGGACACCAUCAUCUACAACCCCUUCUCCAACCCUUCUGAUGCCAAGGUCGUGCCUGAAGAGAUCACACCACUGGUGCCCGCCACUCCUGGGGAGAAAGUAGCUGAUGAUCAUACAUGCUAUGUCCUCCAAAUAGUCCUCAAGUUUAUGGUUGUCCAGGCGUCUAGUUUGGAGUGGAAGAACCGAGAUAACCAGGAUUCGGGUUUCCGGUUUCUCUUCUCCCUCUUCAAGAAGUACUACCUGCCUCACCUCUUCCCCUCUUUCACCAAGCUCACCAACCUCUACAAGCCUUUACUAGACCUGCCACACCACCGACCAAAGCCGCUGUACGUUCCGGUGACGCGGAACAAUGAGAGCACGUUCUGCACGCGCGACCAGUACCUGGCCCCUCGUGUGGCCUUCAUCACCUGGCUGGUCAACUUCUUCCUGGAGAAGAAGUACGUCAGCUUGGCCCCUCCCACCACCAAGAACGGGGGCGAGGUCCUCCCCAAGCUCAUUCAGACCGUUUCUGCGGGCAGUGUCGGUCAGGAGCGCGGCUCCAUCUCGGAGACACUGGAGUCCAACGGGCCAAUCAGCGUGGGCAGCGAGCCCGAGAAGAGCCACUCCAACAGCAGCACGCUGACGGAGCGACGGGCCAGCAGCUCCAGCCUGUGCAGCGUGGACGAGGAGCACCGCGGCGUCUACGACAUGGUGCACUGCAUCCUGCUGUCCACGCGCGACAACGUCAACUUCGUCAACGAGGUCUUCCACCAGGCCUUCCUGCUACCGUCAUGUGAGGUCUCUGCCAUCCGCAAGGUAAUCAAGGUGUACAGGAAAUGGAUCCUGCAGGAGAAGCCGGCCUUCAUGACGGAGCCAGACAAGACUGUCCAGGAGGACGAGACGGACAUGAGCCCCAUCAUGACGGAGACGGAAAUCACCCACACACAGAUUUUGGAAAGCCAUGGACACAAGCGCUCGUCCAGCUGGGGCCGCUCCUACUCCUUCAGCAGCGCCAUCAACCGCGGCUCCCUGACCGAGGAGCUCAACCACAACAUCAAGGCUGGCAUCCAGCCCACGUUACAGGUGUUUCUGACUAACUCGGCGAAUGUGUUUCUGCUGGAGCCGUGCCACGACGUGCCCAAACUGCUGGACAACCAGGUGGAGGUGUGCCGAGCCGUGCUCAGCAUCUACCGCCACAUGAUCAUGGAGCUGAGCAUGAACAAGGAGACAUGGGAGCAGAUGUUGCAGGUGCUGCUGCGGAUCACUGAAGCUGUGAUGAAGAGGCCUCAGGAGGGGGAGAAGAAGGACGUCUUCGCUCAGAACCUCGCCGGCGUUCUCUUCAGGACCAUCAUCGUGGCCUGGGUGCGGGCUAACCUGAGCGUGUUCAUCUCGCGGGAGCUCUGGGACGAGCUGUUGCGUGUGCUGUCCUCGCUCAGCCACUGGGAGGAGCUGGUGAGCGAGUGGGCCAGCAUCAUGGACUCCUUGACCGUGGUGCUGGCCCGCUGCGUCUACGGCCUAGAUCUCAACAACCUCCCCCUGGACAAGCUCUCUGAGCAAAAGGAGAAGAAACAGCGGGGCAGAGGGGUGAUGCAGGAUGCCCAGAAGGCUGCGGUGGCGGCGGUGGCCCGCUCCUUCUCCCUGAGCUGGAGGAACCAGGGGGAUCAGCCCGCCGCCCAGGAGCCCAUGAGGUUCCGCAGUGCCACCACCACCGGAGCACCUGGCGUGGAGAAGGCCCGCAACAACGUCCGUCAGAAGGCCUCGGACCUUGAGGAGUGCCAGGUGGCGAGGGGGGGGGAGGGUGAGGGGGAGCCGGAGAGCCCUCUCCUGCGUAGCAGCAGUACGUCGGACAUCACGCAGCAGCUCACCGACUCCUUCCCAGGUCAGCGGAGAGAGGACUCCCCCAACAUGGGUAGCGCUGACGGCAGGACCUCCGUGUCGGAGAGCGGCUCCACGGGCAGGAGGGACAGCGGCCCUCCCGCCAUUCUGAUUCGUCGGAGCAGCAGUCCAUCUGAUCAAGAGCACUCAGAGACGCAGCCUCCCUAUAUGAGGACUAAACUCCGGGAAAAAAGCGAGAGCAUGAGCAGCGAGACGUCCAACGGCUAUCUCAACGAUGCCGACGCCAGCCUGCUGGCCUGGCAGGCCUUCGAGGAGGAGCCGCCAGACUCUCCUCCGCCCAACGACCUGAACUCAGACACAGACCACCAGCGCAGCCUCCUUCUCAGCCACACGGAGGCGCUAGCAGACAGCAGUGAGUUCUUGGCGGACGACGUCAGCAUCAUCGCGGGUGGCAGUCUAACGGGCUGGCAUGCGGACUCUGCCUUCGUCCUCUGGAGGAGGAUCCUGGGAAUCCUCGGGGAUGUCAAUGCCAUCCAGUGUCCCCGCAUCCACGCUAAGGUGUUCAGCUACCUCUACGAUCUUUGGCACAAGUUGGCAAAGAUUAGAGACAACCUGGGCAUCAGCGUGGACAAUCUGUCUUCUCUCCCUCAGCCUGUCUUCAUCCCCCCUCUCCGCAUGCUCGCCUCCUGGCUGUUUAAGGCCACCAUGUUGCCAUCGGAGUUCAAGGAGGGGAAACUGCAGGCCUACAGACUCAUCUGUGAGUUGAUGACCAAACACCAGGACGUGAUGCCCAACAGAGAGUUCCUGGUGCACCUCUACGAUGUCAUGCACAAGGGCUUCAACAGCAAUGACCAGGAUGUGCUGAACACUGUGAUCAGGUGGUGCUCUCCACGCUUCUUCUUCCUGGGUCUGCCGGGCUUCACCAUGCUGGUGGGCGACUUCAUCACGGCCGCCGCCCGCGUCCUCAGCACCGACUCGUUUGAGGCUCCUCGGAUUGAAGCGCAGACAGUCCUGGGCUCGCUGGUGUGCUUCCCCAACCUCUACCGACAGAUACCCUCGCUCAUGUCCACACCGGGGUCAGAUGAUCUAGAGGUCGGCAAGGAGGACAUUAAGGAGUUUCUGGUGAAUGUGUUGCUGACAACUGCACGCAGUGAGCUGAGCGAAGGAGCCAGGUGUAUUGCAAUCUGUAGCCUGGGGAUUUGGGUGUGUGAAGAGCUCGUACAACAGAACAUCCCACAUCAGGUCAAAGAUGCCAUCAACGUCCUCGGAGUCACACUAAAGUUUGCGAAUAAAGCGGUGGCCCAGGUGGCCUGCGACGUGUUCCAGCUGUUCAUCAGCCACUGGCAACAUCUCCAGAGACUGGAGGAGUCACUCCCAAAGAGAAUCAUCGAGAUCUUUGUGGCCACCAUAGCUUUCCUCCUACCCAGUGCAGAGCAUUCAACAGUGGAGGCAGACAAAAAGUUGAUGGUGGCUUUGCUGUUGUGCCUGCUGGACUGGUGUAUGGCUGUCCCUCUUGUCACUCUGUUGGAGCCCAUCACCAUGCCUGUCCUGGAUGACCCCGCAUCCCAGAAGACCCCUCUGCUGGAUUACAUCUACAGGGUGCUACAUUGCUGUGUCUCGGGGUCCAAUCUUCACACCCAGCAAAGCCACUACCUCCUCAGCCUGGCUGAUCUGUCCACGGAUUACGACCCCUUCCUCUCCCUGGGUCAGGUGAGGAGCAUGGACACCCCGCCAGCGCACUCCGCUGCUGGAGACUUCGGCAACUUGCUCACCGUGGCUGAAGAGAAGAAGAGGCGAAACAUGGAACUGAUCCCACUGACUGCCCGAAUGAUCAUGACGCACCUUGUGAACCACUUGGGCCACCAUCCGCUCAGUGGUGGCCCUGCACUAUUACACAGCCUCAUCAAUGAAAACCAUGACAACCCCUACGUGGAAUCCUCUGAACUGUCAUCUGAGGUUUUCAAGAGCCCAAACCUGCAGCUCUUUGUUUUCAAUGACAGCACGUUAGUGUCAUACCUACAGAUACCCUCUGAAAGCUCAUCCACAGUGCCUGGCAUCAACAGUCACCCAAGGGACCACUCUGCACCCUCCUCUGAAGUCCGUGUCAUUGUGCGUGACAUAUCAGGAAAAUACUCUUGGGAUGGUGGGGUCCUCUACCGAACUUUUGAGGGACACGUCCCACACAGUGGCGGAGAUAAUCCUGCUGACCACGCCAACAUCUCUCCGCUUCCUACAAAACAGACCUCGGAGGGGGAACCUUCCCCUUGGGCGUCUGAGAUUGGGGAUGAGGAGGAUGAAGAUGAAGGCGUGGACGUGUUGGACCAGCUCCUGGAGGAGCUUGGCCAUAGCAGCCCCGAGUGCCUACCCCAGCCUCGGCUAAAGCUCACCCAGCCUGCGCCCUCGCCCCUGGGCAUGAACCUGGAACAAGAGGCUUUGAUCAUGGAGGCUAUUCAGCGGCAGGCGUUACAGGAGGAAGAGGAGCUGGCCAGAAGAAAAUGUGGAGACCCCAGCAUCAGGGCUGCCCGUCAGAAAGAGCCUACAUACCAGGAGCCCAAAGCUCCCUUUUAUUUCUGCAGACUGCUACUGAAUGACCUUGGCAUGAACUCCUGGGACCGCAGGAAAAGCUUUCAUCUCCUGAAGAAGAACUCCAAGCUCUUAAGGGAACUUAAGAAUUUGGAUUCAAGGCAGUGUCGAGAGACACACAAGAUUGCCGUCUUCUACAUCGGUGAAGGACAAGAGGACAAGUGCUCGAUACUGUCCAAUAAUGAGGGCAGCCAGGCGUACGAGGACUUUGUGUCUGGACUGGGAUGGGAGGUGGACCUGGCGACACACUGUGGUUUCAUGGGGGGCCUCCAGCGGAAUGGCAGCACGGGUCAGACGGCACCCUACUACGCUACCUCCAACGUGGAGGUCAUCUUCCACGUCUCCACCCGCAUGCCGUCUGACAACGAGGACUCGCUCACCAAAAAGCUUCGUCACCUGGGAAACGACGAGGUCCACAUUGUAUGGUCUGAGCAUACUAGGGACUACCGACGUGGAAUCAUCCCCACCGACUUUGGAGACGUGCUCAUCGUCAUCUACCCAAUGAAGAACCACAUGUUCUUCAUCCAGAUCAUCAAGAAACCACAGAUUCCGUUUUUCGGGCCUCUGUUUGAUGGUGCCAUCGUCACGGGAACGCUGCUGCCCAGCCUGGUUCGUGCCACAUGCAUCAACGGCAGCCGAGCAGUGAAGUCCAGACUCAUGCUCUACCAGAGCUUCUAUGAGGAGCGGGCACUGUAUCUUGAGGCUAUCAUCCAGAACCAUCGUGAAGUCAUGACCUUUGAGGACUUUGCCUCCCAGGUGUUCUCCCCAUCGCCUAUGUACUAUACAAUGAGUACCACAGGAUCCCUGAGUGGCAGCACCAGUGCCGAGCUGCCCGUCUCCACGGCGACCACCACGGCCACCGACUCCACCGACCAGGUCUCCCCGACGAUACCCCGCGCCACGAAGCACCGAGUGUCCGGCAAGCUCCGUCGCUCCGCCAGCGCCAUCAGCAAGUCCUCCAACUGAGCCCAGUCUGUCCCGAACUCACCCACACCCCCAUGCCCACCCCCCACCCCCCGUCAGUGUCUCGUCCUGCCAAUGACCUCAACCAUCAUCAAGGCUGCAAUGUUCAGUUUUAGUGUGAAAAUAUUGAUAAUGUGUUCUACUUUGUUUUGUCCUAUUUUAUUUUUUUGUUUAUUUGUUUUGUUUUUGUUUUGUUUUUUCUUGUUGUUCUACACUGGUCGCAAGUAACUGGAAAUGAUGAAUGGUUUAAGCUGUUGUGGACUUCUGGUGCCCGUGGGUAGACGAGGUUUUACUGCUAUCACACUAAUGUGAGUGGAUUGAGAGGAGCAUGUUAAAGAGACAUCUUUUUUUUUUUAUUCAGAUAACAUAAACGAUGAUGAUAAAUUGAAAUACUGCAAACUAAUCAUGAAAGAGAAAGAAUAUACGGGGAGAACUAUGGGAAAAUCUGAUUGGUACCAGUGUGUGUGUGUGUGUGUGUGUGUGUGUGUGUGUGUGUGUGUGUGUGUGUGUGUUCUGAAUAUGAAUGUGUCUCUGAGCAAGAUAAUUCUUGGCCGACAUACCAGGAAUUGAAUUGAUCUAUGUAGGUCACCAAAACUGUCCCUGUUAAUAUUGGGGUGAACUUAAAUUAUUUUGCAAUGGGCCAAUGCAGAUGUUGCCAGCUUUAUGAAAUGGUCAUCAUGUAGCAUGACUUGUGUAAUUAUCCAGGUCUUCUGGAAAGUCAAUGAAGUUGUCCAGCUCAAUGCUAAAGUCUACCACAGAGGGGAAAUCACUAAUUAACUGAAAUUAAUCUUGUUUCAGUUUAUGCUGUCAUUUACUAUUUUAGUUAAGUUACAUUAAUUGUUAUCACUUUUUAUCACAAUUUUCGCUGCCAAUUUCAUGCUUUUUUUUGCUGCAAGGAAAAAUAUUAUGAGAACUUUUUGUGUGGAGUUACGAAGGAAAUCUUUGUUCAAAAUGUACAUUUAAAUUAUGUAUACUUAUCUAUUCCAUUGUCUCAUGUGAUAUCUGCUCGACAUUCCAAUGUUUUCAGAGGUGUGGACAAUAAUGUAGGAUAUACAAGAUGUCUGUCCUUACCUGUGUUGUCUCUCCUCUCAAAUGUACAUUGCUUUAAAUUUUAUCUGAUGAUUUUUA
Molecule: messenger RNA, 7127 nt
Organism: Alosa alosa (allis shad)
Lineage: Eukaryota; Metazoa; Chordata; Actinopteri; Clupeiformes; Clupeidae
Gene: ralgapa2
Product: Ral GTPase activating protein catalytic subunit alpha 2
Biological process (GO): regulation of small GTPase mediated signal transduction; positive regulation of GTPase activity
Cellular component (GO): nucleus; cytoplasm
Molecular function (GO): GTPase activator activity
Source: RefSeq, a predicted model, not a curated record